AAUCGCAGCUUUUCUAAGAGCGGUAUUUGUUAGCUACAGACACAAAGGCAGAAAACAUUCAAAGACAUGGAAAAUUACUAAAUGAUGGCGCUAAACUUUUAGCGAAUUUAUUGAAAUAGAUUCUUGUUAAGGUUACCAAAACGAGUGUUCCUUUCGUGGAGCUGUUGUGUUUGUCAUCCUGUCACUGUGGUUUGGUUUGGUAACUAAAGUUUUGAAGGAUUAAAAGGAUCCUUGCAUGUACCACACAGCAAAAGACGAAGGAAGCGACGAGAAACUUCAUCGAGUUAUCUGAAUGAUUAGACAACAUUUAAGGACAACUUCGAGUUUUGAUGCAAGUUCAAGAAUACAUCUGAAUUUCUUUUGCAAGGGUGCUGAUCGAUCUCUAGAUAUCUCAUGUGCCGAUAAUAGUUGUUUGUCUUCAUAAAUUUACGAAAUCACGGAGUAAUUUUGGAAUUGUAUGCAUAAUAGAUUUCACCAUGACUACAUCGAAGGACAGCAAACCGGAGAGUCCAAGGCUUGAUGACUUCUCAGAAAAUAUCAAUCGAGCAAAGCAAGAAAUGGUUUUGCGUUUUGUCAAAGAUCAAGAGGCUCUUCAAACUUCGCAAGUGGAUUUGAAAAUCGUUGACGAUGAAAUCUUAGACUUAAUAGAUUCAGCGCUUGUUGUCAAGGGAUCUGGGGAGGAAAGCAAACUAACAGUCUCAGACGAAAGUCCAAAGCUUGAUAAAUCUAGCCAUCAACCCGUGUCUAGAGAAGUAUCUUCCUUAAAUUCGGACGUCGAUAACUUGAGUAAUCUUCCAGAGGCCGUCAUUGUGCCUCGGCCACCGUCAGGUCGCCCCCGCACACGAAGUACAAGCAGUCGGAAAAGAUCGGUGUCGAGCUUACGACGACAAUAUUCGGUGGAUUCUUUUUACUCUGGUAAGGACGUUUCAUCAAAAGAAGAUACAAAUGAGCCUAGCAGCUCGCGUGAUUUUAUGCUGCGUAGCUCCACGGAAAGAACAGAGUUAAAUUCCUCUCCUACCAGUGAAGAGGGAGCUAGUUCAGGAGGUAACUUGAACGCAUCGUGGCCUCAGCAGUGUCUCUCUAGAAAACUGUUCGUCCCGUUUCGAGAUCAUUCGGUUUACGCCACCAAAGAAACUCCGUAUCACUACAAUGCUCCUUUGGAAAACUUUUCCGGAAUCGAUAAUCACACGGAAGCUUUCCGACCUCGAUCGAGUCAAACUUUUCAACGUGUGCGGCCAGCAGAGAUCAUUUCCGCCAGAAUAUCAUCGGCCAGCGAAUGUGAGCGGAUCAGUUGUGACCCGUCCUCACUUGCAAACCCUCUAUCUUACGCUAAAAAUGUACGUAAAGGCUCAAGACGAAGGACUUACAUCAAUUUCAGCAGACUGGACGCUCAAUUAGCGUUUGAUGGGCCAUUGGAGCUGGAACCAGUGCACCCGUCUGAGUUACCGCUUUACAGAAGUAACUCGGCGGCGUCCUCCACAGCGCCCUACACCAUGGUACACGUCCCUCCCAUUGGACGAGAAGGGCCUGCUCCUUCCAGCAGCUAAAGUGGAUCAAGUGAAACACACGCUGUCUAGCAGGUGAGGCCAGAAAAAAAAUACGAACUCCCCUCUGUUCAAUUUAAACAGUAUCUCCUUGUCGAAGUAAACUGAAUUUAACAAGAUAUUCACCACAUAGUAAUUCGCUCUGCGUUGUUUCACAAUACUUAAAUAUUAUUUGAAUAUCCACUUAAGCCCCAGAGCUAUUUUUGUUGUUGUUUGUUUCUUGAGGUUCGAGUAACUCAGAGCCAUUAGUUCUGUACCCUCUUUUGUAUUUAUGUUAUUUCUCUUUUUUUUUCUUAGGAGUUUUGAUGGCAGGAGACGUUGCCUCCAUUUUACAUGCAAAACUCUGCUUAUCAGUAUCGCAAUACAGAUACUGUGAUGAGAGAAUUCAUGAUGCUCGUCAGUAAAUGACACGAGUCUUCUCGAAGAAGAAGGCUUUCUUGAAUUUUAACUUAACUGUCUUUACUUCUUAUGGAACAAUGUGAUCUUUGUACAUCAUUUUGUUCAUGCGUAUUUAUUUUGAAUCACGUAAAUGACAAUCUCACUCUUUCUAAAAAAGUCAAAACUUUCAGGAAAGCGAAUUCACCGCACAUAUAAUUUUUCUUUCCUUUCUUUUUUUGAAAGCUGAUAUAUUGUUUUAACGUCAUAGACCAAAGAACUGUUUUAGAGUUGUAAAUAGCUCAGUUAAGAUCACAUUAAUUUGCCUAUUAUCAAGGUGUGGCUACCUCUAAAGAACUUGUAGAAAUAUGUACAACUCUUCCCGUCCAAAGCUCCUUUUUGACGAAAAUGUCAUCCCGAGGAAAUUUCGACAGGCAUUUGAAAUUUUAUACUGAUAACCAGCAUGUAAGUGAAUGAUAUUUGUAAGAACUGAUAUUGAUAUUUAUAACUUACAAAUCUGUGAGAUUAAAAAAAAUUGGACGG
Pocillopora meandrina is the source of this 2462-nucleotide messenger RNA. NCBI's taxonomy places the organism in Eukaryota, Metazoa, Cnidaria, Anthozoa, Scleractinia, Pocilloporidae. The record is from the annotation of a GenBank genome assembly.